Trypanosoma conorhini is the source of this 2715-nucleotide messenger RNA. RefSeq names its product putative proteasome regulatory non-ATPase subunit. Gene Ontology annotation, cellular component: nucleus; proteasome regulatory particle, base subcomplex; proteasome complex. The transcript has a single exon. The coding region runs from base 1 to 2715 and encodes 904 amino acids. Gene Ontology annotation, biological process: proteasome-mediated ubiquitin-dependent protein catabolic process; regulation of protein catabolic process. Gene Ontology annotation, molecular function: enzyme regulator activity. Lineage: Eukaryota; Euglenozoa; Kinetoplastea; Trypanosomatida; Trypanosomatidae. The record is from RefSeq and is a predicted model, not a curated record.
AUGGCAGACGACAAGGACGCCGUCGCCGUCAGUGUUCUCGCGGAGGACCCGGAGAAGAAGAAGGGCAAUGACAAGAAGGCCCGCGACACGGAGCCGCUGAAGCUGAGCGAGGAAGACGAACGCAUCAAGAGCCAGGUGGAGCUUCUUGUCACGCGGGCCGGCGACAGCAACCCGGCGCUGGCCGCCACGGCGAUCCAGCAGCUCACCGAGUUGCUGCGGACACACACAGGGGGGAGUGUGGCCUCCGUUCCUAAGCCGCUCAAGUACGUGCGGUCCAUGUACGCACAGCUGGAGAAGGUCUUGAAGGACACAACAGACGCUUCUGUUGCCGUCCGGCUUCAUGACGUUCUUUCGUUUGUUGCCAUGACGAUUGAAUUUCCUGACGGGCGCCGUGCCUCUCUCGAGCACAAGCUUCAAGGGACCCAGGACGACCUGGCGGAAUGGGGGCACGAGUACCUUCGCUUCCUUGCCGGCUCCAUCAGCGCGGAGUGGAAGGAGCGCACCGGAAGGGCAGAGGGCGUCAACCACCUGGCGGGUUUCGUGCAGCAAAUCGUCAGCUACAUGGUGUCGCACCAGGAUGAACCCACGGCCGUUGACCUCCUGAUUGAGGUGGAGGACAUGAGUGCCAUACUGCCGCUCACCGACAGCCAUAACCACAGGCGCAUUGCUAGCUAUUUGGCCGCCGUCAGCAAGUACCUGACACGUCCCAUGGAUACCGCGGCGCUCCGGGUGGUGUAUGACAUCUACCUCAAGAUGGAGUCGUACAACGAGGCGUUGUUUGUGGCGCUGCAGUUGGGUGACCGGGGACUUGUGAGGGACCUUUUCGAAAAGUGUCAUCGUGCUGCCGCUCGCCUGCAAAUGGCACUAACCUGCGCGCGCUAUAGACUGUAUCUUGAAAUUGACAACGAAGAAGAAGAGCUGCUCAGUGAAGCUAUGGGUAAUAUGCGUCUUUCGCAAAUGUACCGUCAUGCGGCUGAGGAUCUGGACUCAAUGGCUCCAAAGAGUCCGGAGGAUAUUUUUAAGACAGGCAUUGACGGGCAGGAGUUGACCACCUCCAGUGAUAGUUCGUUUAAGCUGGUGUGCGCCUUUGCCAGUGGUUUGGCAAACUGCGGUUUUGGCAAGGACACAUACCUCACUGAGAAAAACGUCUCCUGGCCGUACGAGCAAACUGAAAACCGUCUCAUCGCGACGACGGCCAUGCUGGGGCUUAUUCAUCUCUGGGACCACGCGGAGGGUCUUCAAGAGAUCUACAAGUACUUUUACUCGGAUGCCGCCAACAUCAAGGCUGGGGCCUGCCUUGCCGCUGGGGUGGCAAUGUGCGGCGUAACAAAUCUCUUUGAUCCUGCGCUGGGGCUCCUUUCGGAUUGCGUCGGAUCUCCGCAAAAGGAGGUGAGUAUUGGCGCCAUUCUUGGCCUUGGAUACGCCUAUGCCGGGACCCAGAGGGAGGAUGUCAGGGAGCUGUUGAUGCCCAUCCUGGUGGACACGGACCAGGCGCUGGAGGUGCAGUGCAUGACGGCCUUUGCACUUGCCAUGGUGUUCGUUGGCUCGGCAGACGAGGGCCUUACAGAGACGAUGGUGAGUUGUCUCAUGGAGUUUGCCGAGGAGCAAUUAAAAGAGCCGGCACUCUGCUACUUUAUUUUGGCUGUGGGUUGCCUGGUGCUCGGCAAGCAAGAGGUGGCCGACACACUCCUCGAUGCGACGCAGACACUCUCGCCGCUUAUUCGCCGAUACACUGAAAUUGUGGUGCGCAGCUGCGCCUAUGCGGCGACGGGAAAUGUGGUUGUGAUUCAGAACUUCUUUCACGCCAUUGCCGAGACCGAGGAGCCGGAGGAGCCUGCGGAAAACGCGGAGGACGGGGCAGAGAAUAAGUCGAAGCCCGCCGAUAAGCCGACUCCCUUGAACCACAAGGCUGCUGCCGUUCUCGGGAUUGGACUGGUGGCCCUCGGGGAGGACAUUGGGGUGGAGAUGGCGAAGCGGUCCGUCAUUCAUGCCCUGCUUGUGGACACGGUAAGUAAGGGCGGGACACAUGUCUCGGGCAGGCACGCAAUCCCCCUUGCCUAUGCGCUACUUUCAGCCUCCGACCCGAGCAUGCCUGUGGUGGAGACGCUGAAUCGUCUCUCGCACGACAGCGAUGCGCUGACGGCACUCAACGCCAUACUGGCCUUGGGAAUCGUCUCGGCUGGGAGCAACAACGCCCGAGUCGCGAGCAAGCUGCGUAACUUGGCCUCUUACUAUCACAAGGAACGCUUCCCACUUCAGCACUUUUCUGUUCGUCUGGCGCAGGGGCUGACAAUGAUGGGGAAGGGCCACUUGACACUGUCUCCACUGCUCAAUGACCGCAGGCUGGUGUCGCCGACGGCGCUAAUGGGGCUUCUUGGCUUCCUGCACAGCGCACUAUACUGCGAAAAGACUAUUCUGGGCAAGUACCAUUACAUGCUGCUCACCCUUGCGCCGAGCAUCAGCCCCCGCAUGGUGGUUGCCGUCGAUGCACAGAUGGAGGUCUUCAAGGAAGGGGUGCAGGUGCGCGUGGGGCUCCCCGUGGACACGGUGGCGGUGGCCGGAAAGCCAAAGACCAUCACGGGAUUCCAGACGCACACCACCCCCGUGCUCUUGAGCGCCACGGACAAGGUUGAGGUGGCGUCCGGGAAGCAUCAGGCUGUCGCGACCGUUAUUGAGGGCAUUUUUGUUGUGGAGGAGAAGCCAAAUGUGGAGUAG